Messenger RNA from Penicillium argentinense, 2709 nucleotides. RefSeq names its product snoRNA-binding rRNA-processing protein PWP2. NCBI's taxonomy places the organism in Eukaryota, Fungi, Ascomycota, Eurotiomycetes, Eurotiales, Aspergillaceae. Gene Ontology annotation, biological process: maturation of SSU-rRNA from tricistronic rRNA transcript (SSU-rRNA, 5.8S rRNA, LSU-rRNA); ribosomal small subunit assembly. The coding region runs from base 1 to 2709 and encodes 902 amino acids. Gene Ontology annotation, molecular function: protein binding. The record is from RefSeq and is a predicted model, not a curated record. Gene Ontology annotation, cellular component: Pwp2p-containing subcomplex of 90S preribosome; small-subunit processome. The transcript has 5 exons.
AUGAAGACGGACUUCAAGUUCUCCAAUCUGUUGGGGACGGUCUACCGUCAGGGCAACCUGCUCUUUACUCCCGAUGGCACCUGCUUGCUUUCGCCGGUAGGCAAUCGAGUCACAGUCUUUGAUCUCGUGCACAACACGUCAUAUACCCUUCCCUUCGCUCAUCGCACGAACAUCGACCGUCUAGAUCUAUCCCCGCGAGGCAAUCUGCUGUUGACCGUGGAUGAAACAGGCCGUGCAAUCCUGACCAAUUUCCACCGGCGCAUCGCUAUUCACCACUUCUCCUUCAAGUCCCGCGUGUCUGCUCUUAAGUUUUCCCCUUCCGGUCGACACUUCGCAGUAGGUGUCGGGAGACGGUUGCAAAUUUGGCAGACUCCCUCCACUCCCGGCACUGAGACGAAUGGUGAAAUCGAGUUCGCUCCCUUCGUUCUGCACCGUGACUCGGCUGCACACUUCGACACCGUUCAGAGCAUUGAAUGGUCCAGUGAUUCUCGGUUCCUGCUCUCGGCAUCCCGUGAUCUUACAGCGCGAGUGUGGAGUUUGGACGCGGAGGAAGGAUUUGAGCCAACCACCUUGGCGGGACAUCGUCAAGGAGUGGUUGCCGCGUAUUUCAAUGCAGAGCAAGAAUCGAUCUACACCGUCAGUCAAGAUGGUGCGCUAUUCCGUUGGGAGUACGUGACAAAAAAGGAUCCCGAGACGGACGAGGAUAUCGCAGACGCUCGGUGGAGGAUUGUCAAGAAGGACUUGUUCAUGCAGAACGACGCCAAGGUCAACUGUGCGGCGUUCCAUGCGCAGUCUAACCUGCUCGUGGUGGGCUUCUCGAACGGCCUCUUUGGACUUUACGAUUUGCCCGAGUUCAACAUGAUCCAUCUUCUCAGUGUCUCCCAGAGCAAUAUCGAUGUGGUGACGGUCAACAAAUCCGGCGAAUGGCUUGCGUUUGGCUCGUCUAAGCACGGCCAGCUUCUGGUAUGGGAGUGGCAAUCGGAGUCAUACAUUUUGAAGCAGCAGGGCCAUCUUGAUUCCUUGAACUCCCUGGUUUAUUCACCGGACGGGCAGAAGAUCGUUACGACCGCCGAUGAUGGCAAGGUUAAGGUUUGGGAUGUCAAGUCGGGGUUCUGUAUUGUGACCUUUACGGAACACACCAGUGGAGUCACCGCAUGUGAAUUCGCAAAGAAGGGAAGCGUUCUUUUUACCGCUUCUCUGGAUGGGUCAGUGCGAGCAUGGGAUCUGAUCCGGUACCGCAACUUCCGUACAUUCACGGCCCCUUCGCGGCUGUCCUUCUCUUCUCUCGCGGUGGACCCAAGCGGUGAAGUGGUCUGCGCCGGCUCGCCGGACUCUUUUGAUAUCCACGUUUGGUCCGUACAGACCGGCCAAUUGUUGGACCAACUUACUGGUCACGAGGGUCCUGUUUCGAGUCUGGCUUUUGCGGGCGAUGGUAACCACCUAGUCAGUGGCAGCUGGGAUCGCACUGUCCGCAUUUGGAGCAUUUUUGGCCGCUCCCAAACCAGUGAGCCCUCCCAGCUCCUCUCGGAUGUUUUGAGUGUGGCUUUCCGACCAGAUGGCAAACAGGUCGCUGCGUCCACACUCGAUGGCCAGCUCUCGUUCUGGAAUGUCGCCGAUGCCAUCCAAGAAGGUAAUGUGGAUGGGCGCCGUGAUGUCUCCGGAGGCCGAAAAGUGUCCGAUCGGACAACCGCCGCGAACGCUGCCGGAACCAAGUCAUUCAAUCGCAUCACCUACAGUGCUGAUGGCAGCUGUAUUCUCGCGGCCGGAAACAGCAAGUACAUUUGCUUGUAUGAUGUGACCACCGGAUCUAUGAUCAAAAAGUUCACGGUCUCGGUGAACCUUUCAUUGGAUGGUACACAAGAGUUCCUCAACAGUCGCAAUCUGACCGAGGCCGGACCUCGUGCCCUUAUCGACGAGACUGGCGAGGCCUCUGACAAGGAGGAUCGUAUUGACCGUACCCUGCCUGGCGCAAAGCGUGGCGAUGCGGGAGCCCGCACCACCCGCCCUGAGGUGCGGGUGACUUGUGUGGAUUUUGCUCCUACAGGCCGUGCAUUCUGUGCUGCGUCAACUGAAGGUCUUCUGAUCUAUAGUCUGGACACAGACUUUGUCUUCGAUCCAAUCGACCUUGAUAUCACGAUUACCCCGUCGACGAUCCUCGCUACACUGGACGCUGCCAAGGCUUCUGCCGAAUCCAACACCGUCGACGAUGAUAACACUUUUCUUAAGGCCCUUAUCAUGGCCUUCCGCUUGAACGAGUCUAAGUUCAUUCGUGCCGUCUACGAAGCGAUCCCCCCAUCGGACAUCCCCCAUGUGGUUCGUUCGGUGCCGACUGUCUAUCUGCCUCGCCUUCUCCGCUUCGUUGCGCUCGCCGCCGAGGAGACCCCUCACCUCGAAUUCAAUUUGUUGUGGUUUGAAUCCCUGUUCAGCUGCCAUGGCCGGUAUUUCAAAGAUAACUCGGGAACAUUCGCUCCGGAGCUUCGUGCUGUCCAGCGUGCCAUUGACGACAUCCGGGAAAAUCUCAAACGGCUGACGGAGAAGAAUCUUUACGAUCUCAACUAUCUCCUGUCCAAGCCCAUCCUUGCGGACAAGAAACCGACCAGUGUCCUAUUGCCUAUUGCUGCCGAUGAUGUCGAGGGAGGUGAUGAUGAAAUGGCUGAUGCCGACGACUCAGAGGGCGAGGGCGAGGGCGAGUGGAUUGGCCUUGAAUGA